AUGGCUUAUGAUACAAGAGACCCCAUGCAGCUUGCGCAGAUCAUAUCAUCGAAUAUUCAGAAGAUAACACAAAGCACUUCUGAAAUACAGAGGAUAGUAAAUCAGCUUGGAACUGCGCUGGAUUCUGCAGAGCUCCGCCAUCAGCUACAGCAGAAGAUACAGUUUGUGAAUAAACUUGCUAAGGACACAGAUGUUUGCCUCAAGAACUUUACAUCUCUUCCUGCAGACAGCGAUCAGAGACAGAGAAAACUGCAGAAAGACAGACUCCUGAAUGAGUUCAGCUCUGCCCUAACAAACUUUCAGAAAACACAGAGACAAGCUGCAGAAAAGGAGAAGGAGUUUGUGGCCAGAGUCCGUGCAGGCUCCAGAGUAUCUGCUGGUGGGGCAGAUGAUGGCCUCAGAGAUGGCGCACUGGUCAACUGGAAUACUGAGAGCCAAUCACAGAUAAUGCAAGAAGAUGAUAUUACAGAAGAUGACCUGAGGCUUAUAGAAGAGCGGGAGUCCGCAAUACUUCAACUUGAGGAAGAUAUUAGAGGAAUAAAUGAAAUAUUUAAAGACUUGGGUAUGAUGGUUCAUGAGCAAGGAGAAAUGAUUGACAGCAUAGAGGCCAAUGUGGAGAGUGCUGAUGUUCAUGUCCAACAAGCUAACCAGCAACUGUCCAGAGCUGCAGAGUACCAGCGCAAAUCCAGAAAGAAGAUCUGUAUUCUUAUCAUCGUGCUCCUUAUAGUUGGCAUCGCUCUUGGACUAAUUAUCUGGGCAGCAACAAGAAAUUAA
Staurois parvus is the source of this 774-nucleotide messenger RNA. Lineage: Eukaryota; Metazoa; Chordata; Amphibia; Anura; Ranidae. The record is from the annotation of a GenBank genome assembly.